GGAACUUCCCAAUGUAGUACAAUUGUUGGAAUUCCCCAUCUUUUCUCAGUUCUGUCCAAUGAACAGUUAUUGGAAAAAAGGAAGAAUAGAGAAAGCCAUUUUCUGGAUUACCUCCUCUCAACAAUAGAGCCAAGACAAUGCAGUGGUCCUGCAGUGCAAAUGGUGUUUGUGCAGAACAAGAUGUUUCAAGCACAAAGGCCAUUCCAAGAAACAGAGGUUUGUGUUCCUCUUAUAAAGAAUCCCAUGCAGUUUUACAAACAGUACCAGAGUGUGAACGUCUGGAGAUGUUGCAUUGUUCAGGGAGAGUUUGUUUGGGAGAGAGGUCAGCAAAAACAGCGUGACGAGCAGGAACAGGAGGUGUGUUACUGUUUUUUACAAUAGAUCGCUCACUUAUUAGAAGCACAAAGCAGAAAGAGUUAUUGAAAGUACAGGAAGGGCAGAGAGGGGGCCGUCGAGGGGGAGGAAACAGCUUCAAGACUGACGCCUGCACCCUGACAAGAGCAAGAACGUCCAAAAAAACACUGUUUUGUUUCUCCUACUGUAAUGAGAAAAUCUUUGGAACCAUAAAUCUACCCUCAGGAUGAACUUUGCUGCACUUUGAAACCUCACAACAGGAACGCAGCGUGGAAAAACCUCGACUCUGUUCAACUGUUUGUCUCCUUUUUGCAUCGCUGCAGGCGUCAUGGAUGUGCAGAAUUUCCUGUGCUGGAGAGUUGCCCCACUGUUUCUCUUGAUGCCUUGUGAGCUCUUUUCCAUGUCUGUGCACAUCAUCAAUGAGGAGCCUGUGCAUGUAAUCCCCGGCUCUAGUCUGGUUUUGAUGGCCCGGAUUGAUCAGGGUCCCCUGGAGGCGGUUUCCAUGGUGACCUGGGAGCGGAAGCCCGAAACUGGAAGUCAUCCAGUGAGGGUGACACUGGCCACUUGCCCGGGCAGGAGCCCACAGUGCACUGGUUCAAGGCCAAACAUCCAUGUGAGCGUGGAGCAGCAGGAGACGACACUGGAGAUUAAUGGAUACAGCAGAGCAGACAGCGGCGUGUACGCCGUGACUGUGACAGAUCACACCGGAGCCAACAUUACUGCAUACUGCAUCGUCAGAGAAUACGAAGCUGUUCAUCAUGUUACUGUCAGCAUCAACGUGUCUCACUCUGUGCUGGUGUGUGGGGAGGCCUGGGGGACGGAGCCUCACUUCAGCUGGCUGUACGAGAGAGCCGCCAUCAGCCAGACAGUGGGGAGGGUCUCCAAGGAUGGAACCACGCUGUUUGUCAUGAAGUCUCCCAUAUGUGGCCACUUCACCUGCACGGUUAGCAACAAGCUGGGCUACAGCUCUGCCACCUACACGGCAGCACCUUGUGAGACCCAAGGCAGAGGGAUGACGGUGGCAGUGGUCUGUCUCGUCUUUGUACUUCUGGUGUGUGCAGGAGUGUUUGCAUUUCUUCUGUGGAGGAAACGCCGGCACAAUAACAGGGGAGAGAGACUGCAUGAACAUUUAGAUGACACCUUCUAAAAUAAGGCCAUUGCCAUUUCUCAGAGGAGAACGAGAAACACAACACGGACUAUAAGGGAGGACCUUCCUGUCCUGUGAGCCGGGUGACCUUACACUGCAUUUUGAACAAUGGCAAGAGAGAACUGCUUUCUGACAAAUAAAACAAAAAAUCCAAAAGUGGAUCCUUGGCAUGAAGCAACAGCGGUGUCCUUAGACUGCCUCCUGCUGUGAAGAAUAUGAAACCGCACCUUUUUAUAAACUCAUUUUGUACAUUUAUUAUAUCACAGUGUCUUGUUUUGCCUUUAGACGGAAACCCCUAAAGAUAAUUUUCAGACAAGCCUCCAAAAAUCUAACUUCAGUUUAGAAAGACCGUAGUUUUUUAUUGCUGUGUUGCAGAUGAGCAGAAUUUAAGAUCUGAAGGAAGCAAUGUAAUUUUGAAGCUAUAUAAUGGCAAUAAAAGAAAAUAAGUUUUGGGUAUAGCUCUUUAAAAUAAACGUAUGUGUGUGAUGAUGACUGGUUAGAUGUUUUGCUAAUUUUCCUGUAAUAAAUGGUGAGCUGCAGUCACAGCGCAGGAACCAUUUGAUGCUUUUCAACCUCCACUUUAUGUUGAGUGUCACGCAAAGACUCUUUAGUUGCAUGUUUCAAGUCUGUGGAAUGACCCAACUGUGAAUUCCAGAGCAGACAACCUCCAACUCUUUUCUAUUUCUUAUUCUGUUAUGUAACACUGCUUUGUUGCAUGGUAAUCUGGGUUUUUCUUUCUUGCACACAUACUCUUUGCUCAUCCCUGUUGUGAUGUGUUUGCCAAGAUUCCAUUUUCAAAUAAAGAGCCAAAUGAACAGCUUUAAACCAUGAUGUAUCAUUCAUCUCUACUUUAACAUUAACUAAACACAUAAACCUUUGAUAUGCAACCAUAAUUACACUUUUUUGAGCAUUUCUUUAUUCAAAUUGCGGAUACGGAGCGAACGAUAAAAUGCUGCUUGAAAAAGUGUCGUAUUAAAUACGCUGGGUGGGCCAGAAGCCCUUAGCAACGGGGAGGGGAAGGGGGGCGGGGUUGCUUCAUGCCAACUGUCCCGCCCACAACUCAAAGACAAAUUUUUGAUAAAAUACUACCGCUCUGCAGAAACUAUGUUCAAGAAAACGAGAUGGGUCAUCUUGGCUAAAAACAACAAAAUCGUAAUUAAAAGACCACCAGGAGCGCUUUUAAAAUAAAUCAAAAGAUGAUCAAAGUGGGUCUUUGAAAGCUUUUUAGGGGUUUGCUUUGGCACAUUUGUUUAUUCCUGAAAAAAGCAUCACAUAUGAAUCACAUUCUACAUGAAUCCUGGUCAAAUUUCUGUUAUGCGAUUGCAAAAACAAAUGAAACUUUGACUCUUAAAGUGAAAUGUGAUAAACGUCUCAAAGCCUAAAUUGUCACAAUUUUGUUGUGAAUGUAUUUUAUAAUUACUUGCCACAUUCAUGAGCCUCUGCAACCUUUAAAACAGAAGCUUGACAAACUAUAAAAUUGCAGUUUUAGCACCUUCUGUGUUGUUUUAGAAUCCAACACAGCUGGAUUUAAAUAUACUAGAAAUAGAAGCAGUUUGCCUUUAAUGUUCUGUGGGUCAUGUCAUGGAAUUGUUUUCAUGCCUUCAUGUUCAUGCUAGGUCUGUUUUCUUUUUAUUUCAUGUUUGACUCAAAAAAACUCCCUUAAACAUAAUCUUUACAUUAAAGAUUUGUGGAUAUUGAAAUCUUAUAUUUUAUAUUUUAUGUCAAAUAUUCAGCCCUUGGGUUUCAUUUCCGCCAUUAAAUUUAAUUUGAUUUGCUGCCUUUAUCAGAAACAGAAGCUUGUGAUGUGAAUGUGAUUUGUGGAGCUCAGAUAUAUUUACAUAUCUGCUGUCAUCCAUGUUUAUUUAAGUUUUACUUUUGCUUCUGGAAUCGAACAAAUUGUUCUUGGGAAUCAUCCAGAAGCAUAUUUUUGUAUCUUCCACCUCUGUGAACCCCAGUGCAGUCAGCGCUCUGGAGCACUCUAACCUUCAGUAGUGUUAAUGUUGAGCCUCGUGGAGGAAAAGGAAACAAAGAGGUCAAAGGAAGGGCAGGUUUUAUUGAGUUUGGAGAAAAAAAUAAAUAGAACAAAUAUCAUAGAAUCUGUUAUGUGCUGCUGGGAGUUUUCAUCAAUACCUUCUAUAAUAAUAUUUUAAACUAUGAAAGAAAGUUAAUUUUCGUCCAAAAGACAAAACCUGAGUAAGAUUACUGGAACAAAUGACUCCUUAAGACAGAACAGUGGAGGACUCCGUGCAGAUGCUUGGUUAAAGGUUUUGAAUGUAAGCAGUGUGCUGAAUUAUACUGCAGAUAAACGGUGUCCAUAAUUCCUCUGAGGAGUAAUUUGACAGCGUAUAAGCUGUGAAGGAGUGCAGAACAUUCUCAGUUGGUUACCUCCCCCAGAUUUGUGUCAAAGCCCUCUUUGCCACGAGUCUAUUAUCCCUUGUAUUGGUAGUCUUCUGUGUGCUGCCCUGCAUUAAUUCUCCUCCCAUCAUGCUUCAGGAGCGAUGGAGGAACAGGGGAGGUGUGUACAUCAUGUGGAAGGGAAGCUGAAAGCUAAAGAGCCCAAACUGGACAUGGGAAAACUGAGAUGGAUCCACCAAAAACUUUUAGUCAGGAUGCCACCAAAUCAAUACCAGAGAAUUUUCCAUUUGACUUAUUUUUCUAAGUAACAACGUAAUUUAUAACGAGAUUAAACUUUUUUUUUGGUUUGAUGCAUAAAAUAAAUGGUUGAAAGCAGCAAGAACUUUCUUGAAGGAGCGUUCAUUAAGAGCGAGAUUGCCUUUAUUCCAUUUUUAUUGGAUACGUGUCAGUGCUCAUUAUUAAGAUUCUCAAGAUAGCUUUUAUUGAAUUUGAAUCAGGGAGACAUGGAGAGAGACAACAUUACGACCCUAUAAAUAGAUUGUCUGAUAGUAUUUUGGUGAAGUUCAUUUAUUUGAUGCAUUUGAAAAGGAGAGUUGUGCUUUUUUACUUUAGGCUAACAUGAUCUCAUUUGUGCUUUAAUGACUAUUUCAAGUAUUUUGAAUUUAAACAGACUUAUAGCACUCAGCUGACUCAGAGAAGAGUCCACGAGCAGAGCACAAGAGCCAGCAUACUGCAAAAUCUGCUAUAACCUUAAAAAAAAGAGGAAAACAAAAUUAUCAGAAAGGUUUUUUAUUGUUUGGUUUAAUUUGACGCGACUCAACUGGAUUGGAUUGAAUUGGAUUGGGUUUAGUUUGGUUGACCAAAUCAAAUUAGCAGAAACAUUGUUAUUGUAUCUUUAGCAAACCUUCCUCUGUUUCCUUUAUCCAUGUAAACAUUUCCUUCACAUCUUCUGCUAUUUAUUCUUUUUUUUUUUAAAUGGGUGCAAGAUUUUAGUUCGACUUAUUGGCUCUGUUGAAAAUGUCGACAAUAGAAAAAAAUAAAAAAAAUAAAUGAAUUUUUUUUUUUUUUUUGGGGGGGGGGUCUGAAAAACUUAUGGUAAUACAUUUUAAAUAUCUUACAAAGCUUUAACAUUCAUCAUUAGACAGAAAAAGGCAGAAACAAAAAGUAAACAUAAAUGUUGUUAAGGCAGCUGAGUGUGAAGGUAAAUGUGGCUAAAAUAAAAUAACUCUGGAAGAAUAUUCAGAUUUUGGAGUUCAGAUCCAACUUUCAUUUGAAAUUUUCCAGCAGCAGUUUCCUGCGGCGAUGCGGCAACUCACUUAGCAGAAUGCAGAGUUUAAUAAAGCUUGUAGAUGAAACCAAACUGGAGCUAAACACAUUUCUGAAAGCAAUCUACCGUAAAUAUACGGCAUGAAGUAAAAGUUUUUACAACAAAAAGAAUAUCACUCUGCACAAGCAAGUGUUUUUAUAACGUUUACCAAUCACAACAAUGAUGUGUUACAGUAAAUUUUAUGUCAGAUUUAAAAAUGUUUUUUUUUUAAUGAUGACAAUAGGUAUUUUAUAACUAGCUUAUUUAAUGAGCAGUAACAUAAUAUCCGUAGUAAUUUGCAAUUGUAAUGUUUUACACUGCGAUUUCUCCUUGUAUUGUCCACAAUUAAUGCUUGACAUAAACCAAAUCAUUAAAGCAAUCACUGCAAGAACACCAUACACAGAAUAAAGCAUAUGGUGGAAACAAAA
This is a messenger RNA of Oryzias latipes (Japanese medaka), 5590 nucleotides long. RefSeq lists its product as uncharacterized. Gene Ontology annotation, cellular component: membrane; cell-cell junction. Lineage: Eukaryota; Metazoa; Chordata; Actinopteri; Beloniformes; Adrianichthyidae. The record is from RefSeq and is a predicted model, not a curated record.